AAUGAGACUAUAAUCAUCUAUUUAUUCAUUUGAACACUUGUAUCUUACGCUGUUAAAAAACAGUAUUAUUUAUAAGUACAUACAUCCAUGCAGUAUGACUGAUGUAAGGAUUAAACCAUUUGCGUCUGUACGUGGCGUGCUGACGUAUGUCCUUACGCGCAGACGCCAGUGUGUACCCGGAAGUUGUAACAUCUCUAAUGUGGGAAAAGUUUUAAGAGGAUUUUAAUGAAUAGUUUUUAAUUUAUUUUACCACAACACAAAACCACGUAAAUAAUGUUUCUGGGACGCUGUAACAACGCGAUUAUUUCGGACCGUUUUCAAGUCACGAGUAAAAAUAUUUCUUAUUUGUUUGACUUUGACAGAAGACACAGGGCAAGUUUCCUCAGUGUUGUUACUCUCGGGGCAAGUUGCUGGCGAAUGCACCCUGCUUUUCGCAAAAUAUUCGCGUUAAGGCAUGAAAAGGGGAAAACGCUGUACACGGUUGCAUUUCAACCGCCAUUUAAUAAAAGUGGGACAGAUACUGGCUCGCUUUGGGCAGGUGUGCGGUGGUCGCUGGUCAGAGGUAAGACACUGCAUACAAACGUAACUCACUCAGUCACAGCUUUGUCAGGGGUCGGGGUGGAUCCCGAGAUACUGGGAACACUGGGCAUGAAUACACUCUGGAUGGGACGCCAGUCCAUCACAGGGAACCAUGCACACGCACACAUUCACUCACACCUAGACAACAACAGAAAUUAUAAUGGUUUCCACUAUUUCCACCAUUACAAACCAUCAGCUAACCAUUAAAACCAUUACCAUUAUUGGUCCUUAAUGGUAUCCACCAAUAGAAGGCAACAAAUUACUAAUAGAGACCCACAGGGCCCAUUACAGUUUCCAUUAAAACCAAUACAAUUCCCAUUAAAACCAUUACAAAUACUAUGAGGGUUUCUAUUGUUUUUUUUUUUUUUCAGCAGGGUGGAGAACAUGCACAGAAACUCUACACAGACGGUAAACCAGAGCUCCGGAUCGAGCCGAUAGAAAGUUAACCAGACUUAAAGUGUAGCUGGAUUUUCCUACAAAAUAAACCUUUAAUAGUCACGAUGACACUUCUAAAAAGGUUCUGGACUCGUGCCCAAUGUUAGCAACACUCUUCAGGGGAAAAGUAGUUAAGGCAUGAAGUCUCCAGAUGGCAUCAUGGAUUUAUUUGCAUAUUCCUUGAAUUGGCAUGAUAAUUUCCAUAUCAAAAUUGUGCAUGUCAUAUUAAAGCUGGUUUAUACUUGUUGUUAACUACGAGUACGCGUGGUAAGAUUGGUACCACUACAGCUAUUUGGUGCUUUUCUUGUGCACGUCCAAUGUUUUUUUUUUAUCACUUGGAUAAAUGGGUGGGUUCAAACAAAAAGGUGCCAUGUUCUAAGUUGUUAGACACAUCUAGCUGUUUAUAUCAGGUCAUUCUGAUCUAUUCAAACCCAGAUGUCUUCAGCGUAUAGCAAAAACAAAAUACUUCCCGAGGCGACUGUAUGCAAGCAAGUACAUGCACGUACGCAUGGUGAAAGUGAAGUAUAUUUGUGCCAUUACAUGGAGAUUGUCUCAAGACAUGUAGUAAAGAAUAGUUUUAUUAGAAUAGAAAAUUAUAACAUUUUUAUUAUAGAAAGAAGUAGGCUUUGGUCAUGGCACAACAACCUAACUAUGUAUAGGUAUUUACAAAAUACUACCAUCCAUCCAUCCAUCCAUCCAUCCAUCUUCUACCGCUUACUCCUUCUUCAGGGUCACAGGGGAACCUAGAGCCUAUCCCAGGGAACAUCGGGCACAGGGUGGGGUACACCCUGGACAGGGUGCCAAUCCACAAAAUACUACCUUUUUUUUUUAAAAUCAAGAAUGCAGACAAAAAGAAGCACCGGGAUAUGGUUAUGGGAGGAAUAACUCAAUUUUAUUGAUUGUAUAUAUAGUCAAGAUGACCGAUUAAAUUGAAGAACAAAGAAGUGUAUGGGUGGGACAAACAAUGGUGAUCAGUAACUGGUCUGUGGGAAAUAAUGCUCAAGUCAAAUUCCUAGUUUAAAAAUGUACAUAUUUUUUUUACAUGGCUUCAUUUUGGGAUGAUCAUGACCGAGAUCUGAGAUAGAUUACUGCAAACCAAACCAGUUUGAUGACUGUUUUUGAAAUGUUACACUCAAAUAUUUAAUCCCAAAUCAUGUUCUUUAUAGAGUUGAGCACCUCCAUUAAAGUGAUGCAGUAUGACUUGAUGAGAUCAGACCUUGCCAAAUCUGGCCACAGAAGGCUUCUCUUUGAUACACAUGCAAUGAUCCAACUCCUGGAAGAGAGUGGGUUCACAAUCCAGCAGGCUGAAGUUAUUGUUAAAGUAAUGCUCAAUACAACCAACUCCAACAUGGACAUCAUGUAUAGUGAUAUGGUCACCAAGACUCAGCAAGAGAUCAUGUUACAGAAGGUUAUGUCUCAGAUUGCUGCAGUCAAAAAAGACAUGAUCAUUUUGGAGAAAAGUGAAUUUUCCGCAUUACUGGCAGAGAACGAAAGAAUUAAAGUACAGCUUUCACAGGUGAAGAUGCAGCUCUCAGAUAUGAUGAAUAAAGUAUGCUUAGACAACAAGCUAGAUGUGAACUUGGAAAAAAGCCAGGUGAAAGAGAUGAAAGCAGAGCAUGAAAAGAUGAUCUUGGAGGCCAGAAACCACAUGAUGGAGAUGCUCGCUGAGCAGGACCGUCAUGUGACUCAGAACAAUGUGAAAAUCGACACAGAAGUGGCUGGCCUGAAAACCAUGCUGGAAUCUCACAAACUGGACAGUAUCAAGUAUCUAGCAGGGUCAGUGUUCACAUGUCUCACAGUAGUACUUGGAUUCUUUCGGAUAUGGAUGUGAAUGCAGAGAAAUCUCCUUAAAAAAAAAAAAAAAGAAGAAAUAUAUCCCUUCACCUCCAGAGAACCACGAAAUCCUAAAGAAGCAUCGUGUCUGAGUAUGCCAUUAACUCCUGCUUCUCAAACUGACAUAAUAAUUAGCCGGAUCUGUCAGGUUCUGACAUUCCUAAUGUUGCGCUCUGUUGCGCUCUGGUCCAUGUGAGGAAAUUCUCUGCUGCUGAGAACAAUUUUUUUUGUAUAUCCA
This is a messenger RNA of Ictalurus furcatus (blue catfish), 3085 nucleotides long. RefSeq names its product mitochondrial calcium uniporter regulator 1 (gene mcur1). The transcript has 8 exons. Gene Ontology annotation, biological process: positive regulation of mitochondrial calcium ion concentration; calcium import into the mitochondrion. The record is from RefSeq and is a predicted model, not a curated record. Gene Ontology annotation, cellular component: mitochondrial inner membrane; mitochondrion. Lineage: Eukaryota; Metazoa; Chordata; Actinopteri; Siluriformes; Ictaluridae. The coding region runs from base 2168 to 2845 and encodes 225 amino acids.